CUCCUCAGUCGCUUCGUUCAUCUCCGUAGUGCGUAGCCUCUAAAUUUGACAUUUGAGAAAGCUAGGUUAUGUUAAAAUUUCUCCAAAAUGUUUAAUUUUAUAUCAUCUGUAAAAUGUGCAGUAUGUCUAGGCCCCCGUCAGUUUGUAAGACAGCGAAUUAAAUUACCUUUAAUUAAAUUCAUUCAUGACACGGUUAAAUUAUAUAAAACACGGACACAAACCGGAGUCAACAAUGUCAGAGAAAUUCUAUUCCGGGGCACUGUUGUGGCUUUAAUAACAGCGCUUUUAGUUUGGUUGGCUAUUUUCAUGUAUAUUGCUUUUUAUUACGCCUACGUGCCUACGAUUUCCCAUGAACGGCCUGUUUAUCUCAAGUUUAGAUCUUGUGAUAAGGAGUCAUGUGUUGCUAGUAGUGGAAAUAAAGCCAUUUGUAGUUUCCCUUCCGCUCAUAUAAAAUUAACUGAACGUCAAAGGCUUCUCAUGCUAGGACAACCAUACAAAAUUCAUCUAGAUUUAGAAAUGCCUGAAUCUCCCACAAAUCGAGAUCUUGGAAUGUUUAUGGUGUGUGCCGACUUUGUUGGAAGUGAUGGCAAAACACUGAUCAACUCUUGCCGGUCUACAAUGUUGCAUUAUCGUGGAUUCUUACUCGAUACCCUUUAUAAAAUAGUAUUUAGCCCUUUCUUUGUGUUUGGUAGUGCUGAAGAGAAACAAAACAUACACGUUGAACUAUUUUCAGAUUUUGAAGAAGUUGAAAGUGAACCAGUUACUGAUAUUUUUAUUGAAAUUCAGACCAGACAUAUUGAGAUUUAUUCUGCUAGAUUUUUAAUUAAUGCCCACUUUACCGGACUAAGAUUUUUGAUGUACAAUUGGCCGGUCUUCUCUGCUGCUAUUGGUAUCACCUCAAACUUGGUCUUCAUUGCGAUAGUUUGCAUGAUAAGUUGGUACCAAAUUAUUAAUUCUGAGGAAUAUCUCCAGUUGCUUCAAAGUCAAAUUGAUCAAAAACAAUUGAAAGACUUUGACAGUGGUUCUUCUAGUUCGUCUCUUGAUGAAGAUACAUCAUUGUUACAUGAAAAUCUAAGAUUUCGGAAAGGCAGAAGUGAUAGUAAAGAUUUUAUUGAAGACAUUCGAGAUAUGGAUUGUUAAAGUGUUUUAGAACUGUUAAAUUUAUGUAUGUCAUUCCUAAGAUACCAAAGAUUGUACUUUUUAACAUUUUUUUUCAUAUCUCUCUAUAUUUUUAUUGUAUAUUAAAGUUGUAUCACUUAAUAAAAUUGUUAUUUUCAUUAAUACAAUAAGAAUUAGUAAAACACAAAGCUAGUUUACACGAUAUCUGUUAGAUAUUAGAUUUUUCAGUUGUUUUCGACUAAUUUUAGGUUGCUGAUGCAUAGGUUUUUUUCUAGUUUUUGAGUUACAACAUCAGUAAAAUAAAACUAUUUGUUAAUAAAUAAAACGUGAAUUAGGUAUUUUC
This is a messenger RNA of Tribolium madens (black flour beetle), 1462 nucleotides long. It is a transcript of the gene Seipin, whose product is annotated as seipin. Gene Ontology annotation, cellular component: endoplasmic reticulum membrane. NCBI's taxonomy places the organism in Eukaryota, Metazoa, Arthropoda, Insecta, Coleoptera, Tenebrionidae. Bases 88 to 1140 code for a protein of 350 amino acids. The record is from RefSeq and is a predicted model, not a curated record. Gene Ontology annotation, biological process: lipid droplet organization; lipid storage. The transcript has 6 exons.